AUGACGGAUGCCAACCACCACAUACUGGUCGUAGGUGGAGGACCUGCGGGCAGUGUCACAGCGUUCUGGCUGGCGAAAGCUGGCUUUCAAGUCACUGUGGUAGAGCGGGCAACAUCAAAGUUCGCAUAUGGCCAAGGCAUCGAUAUCACAGGCCCAGCAGCAGAGAUUUGCCGGAAGAUGGGACUCGAAGAUAAGAUAAAAUCAUCGACCACUGGAGAAUCAGGUUUUGCCAUUCUUGACGACCAAGGGAAAGAGAUUGCCGCCCUAGGGACCGCUGGGCACACUGGCGAAGGCGGCGGUCAACAAUCAUUCACACUCACGCAAGAAAUCGAGAUUAUGCGGGGCGAUCUUACUCGAAUAUUCGCAGAUGCUGCGAGAAGCUUGCCGGGCGUCACUUACAGAUAUGGAUGCACAAUAUCGAAACUCCACCAGAGUGAGAAGAGUGUGACGGUGACCUUGUCAGACUCUGGCAAGGAGGAGCAGUACAGCGCAGUGAUCGGUGCAGAUGGACUGCGGUCGAAGACGCGUGGCUUGGUCUUUGCGGACUCGAUCCAAGAUACGUUGAAGCCCGUGGGCCACCAAUACAUUGCUUACUUCUCAAUGCCGGGAGAAGAUGGCGAUCGGCCAAAUGCUCGAGUUCAACACGCCAGUGGCGGCCGAUCAAUCCUGAUACGACCUGCUGACAGACAAGGCAUUCGAUCGUCGUGCUACGCGGGCGUCACUUAUGCCUCACCGAAGCUCGAGGCUGUCCUUGGAAAACCGGUCGAGCUUCAGAAAGCAGCGAUGACAGAGAUGCUGGACGGCUUUGGUGGUAUCGGACCACGUGCAAUACGAGAGAUGAAAGAGGCGGAAGACUUCUACUUCGAACGUACAGCGCAGAUCAAGCUGCCCAGAUGGUACCGUGGUCGAUGCGUCCUGGUGGGCGACGCUGCAUACGCUCCAUCACCUUUGACAGGUCAAGGAACCACUCUGGCCAUUCUUGGAGCUUACAUCCUGGCCGGAGAGGUAGCCGCGAAUCGCGACCAUCCUGACGAAGCCUUUGCAAAGUACGACGCCACGAUUCGCGGCUAUGUUGAAAGUGCCCAGCAGAUUCCUCUCGGAGGACUUGCUCCACGGUUGGCAAAUCCCAGCGCAAUCUGGGGCAUCGGACUUUUAAGAUGGAUCUUUUGGCUGGUUUCGUGGACAGGAGUUUGGAGGUACAUCAGCAUAGGACAAGAGAAGAAAUACACCCUUCCGGCGUACGACCUGUAG
Molecule: messenger RNA, 1251 nt
Organism: Ramularia collo-cygni
Lineage: Eukaryota; Fungi; Ascomycota; Dothideomycetes; Mycosphaerellales; Mycosphaerellaceae
Product: related to 2-polyprenyl-6-methoxyphenol hydroxylase and related FAD-dependent oxidoreductases
Exons: 2
Coding region: 1-1251 (416 amino acids)
Molecular function (GO): FAD binding
Source: RefSeq, a predicted model, not a curated record